This is a messenger RNA of Xyrauchen texanus (razorback sucker), 3675 nucleotides long. RefSeq names its product RAC-alpha serine/threonine-protein kinase-like. Gene Ontology annotation, biological process: protein phosphorylation. The record is from RefSeq and is a predicted model, not a curated record. The coding region runs from base 271 to 1692 and encodes 473 amino acids. NCBI's taxonomy places the organism in Eukaryota, Metazoa, Chordata, Actinopteri, Cypriniformes, Catostomidae. Gene Ontology annotation, molecular function: ATP binding; protein serine/threonine kinase activity. The transcript is spliced from 14 exons.
GAUGAAGAACACGCCGAGAGAGAGAGAGAGAGAGAGAGAGAGAGAGAGAGAGAGAGAGAGAGAGAGAGAGAUCAUUGGAGUUCGUCAGGACCCGCUUUUACUCAUUGAUGGAAAUAAGUCGCACGAUAAGACGCUUGAAGAUUUUUGGAAAUGAGCCGAAGUCGCAUCUGAAGUGUUGGGAUCAACUGUUCUGCUGAAUGUCCAGACUGAAGACCUCCACCAGUUCCCAUAUUCUGCCCCUGGUUCGAGAGGGGUUUCUCUCUGGCCACAAUGAGUGAAGUUGUCAUUGUGAAGGAGGGAUGGCUUCACAAGCGAGGAGAGUACAUAAAGACAUGGAGGCCACGAUAUUUCUUGCUUAAGAGUGACGGAACAUUUAUUGGAUACAAAGAGCGACCGCAAGAUGUUGACCAGCUGGAGACUCCACUCAAUAACUUCUCAGUGGCCCAAUGUCAGCUGAUGAAGACAGAGAGGCCAAAGGCAAACACGUUUAUUAUUCGGUGCCUGCAGUGGACCACUGUUAUUGAACGCACCUUUCAUGUUGAGACCCCAGAGGAAAGGGAGGAAUGGACGAAAGCCAUCCAGGCCGUGGCAGAUAGUCUACAGAAGCAGGAGGCAGAGAGAAUGGACUCUUCUCCCGACCCCAUGGAUAUGGAGAUGUACCUGUCCAAACCUCGCCUUAAAGUGACAAUGCAUGACUUUGAAUACCUCAAACUCUUGGGGAAAGGCACUUUUGGGAAAGUCAUUUUGGUGAAGGAGAAAGCCACAGGUAAAUACUAUGCCAUGAAAAUCCUCAAGAAGGAGGUGAUAGUAGCAAAAGAUGAGGUAGCACACACACUUACUGAAAACAGGGUCCUCCAGAACUCCAAACAUCCCUUCUUAACCGGUCUUAAGUAUUCUUUCCAGACUCAUGACCGCUUAUGUUUUGUUAUGGAGUAUGCAAAUGGAGGAGAGCUUUUCUUUCAUUUAUCGCGAGAUCGAGUAUUUUCGGAAGAGAGAGCGCAGUUUUACGGGGCAGAGAUCGUCUCAGCUCUGGACUACCUCCAUUCUGAAAAAAAAGUAGUUUACAGAGACCUAAAGUUGGAGAACCUAAUGCUGGAUAAAGAUGGCCACAUAAAGAUAACAGAUUUUGGCCUGUGUAAGGAGGGGAUUACAGAGGGCACUACAAUGAAGACAUUCUGUGGUACCCCAGAGUAUCUCGCUCCAGAGGUUCUUGAGGACAAUGAUUACGGUCGAGCAGUGGACUGGUGGGGGCUGGGCGUGGUCAUGUACGAGAUGAUGUGUGGCCGGCUGCCCUUCUAUAACCAGGAUCAUGAAAAGCUCUUUGAGCUGAUCCUCAUGGAUGAGAUUCGUUUCCCUCGCACGCUUGGACAAGAGGCAAGAUCACUGCUGUCAGGCCUGCUUCAAAAAGACCCCAAGCAGCGGUUAGGCGGAGGACCAGACGAUGCGAAAGAAAUCAUGCAGCAUAAGUUCUUUGCAGGCAUUGAGUGGCAAGAUGUUUAUGAGAAGAAGCUUGUUCCGCCCUUUAAGCCCCAGGUAACCUCAGAAACAGACACUCGCUAUUUUGAUGUGGAGUUUACAGGCCAGACCAUCACCAUCACGCCCCCAGGCCAAGAUGAAACCAUGGAGUCCUUUGACAGUGAUAGAAGACCCCACUUCCCUAAAUUCUCAUACUCUGCCAGUAGCACAGCAUAAAAAAGCCCUAAAAACACAUACCCAGUUUUAAAUGCACAAACACACCCCUUUCCCUUGAGGCACUGCUUACAACUUAUCCAACGCUGUUGCCUCUUCUUAAGUAGUAACCCCCUCCCCAGACUUGGUUCACAUUGUGAAGAUUUCACCAAUGGUCAUUAUUUGGUCUAAUAAUGAAUUAAGAACUGCAUAUUAGCAGUUUCUGUUUGAAACAGGCUUGGUUCUCUUUAUUAGGUCCAGUUGGUACAGCUGUUCGAUAUGGAUAAUGUGCACUGUGAAUAAUGAAGACACUUCUAACACAAUAAUUUAGUACAUUUCUGGCAACAGAUUAUUUUCUGUGGUCCUAGGAGAAGCAGGCUACCCCUAAAAUACACUAAUGUGUAAAUGCAAAAUCAAUAACACACAGACCCUUUGUUUUAAAUAGAGUUGGAGUGAACACGUUUAUCAGAAGUAUUGGUUACUGUACGUUCACUCACAUUUCUACCACAACCCACAAUUCACAAGUCAUGUGAUAUUACCUGAAUACCAAAGAAAUGAUGCUUUACAGAGAUCAAAAACAACAGUGAUACUUGUAAAAAACAAAACAAAAAAUGUGAAAUGGUUUUAUUCUCUUUCACGUGGGAUUAUCAAUGCAUUUUCUACAUUAGCCACGUACAUUUUUUCAUUCAAAUAUUAUUAUUAUUAUUAUUAUUAUUAUUAUUAUUAUUAUUAUUCCCUUGUAGAGCUACAGUCAUACUGGAUUGUAUUACGCCUUUAUGCUAUUGUGGAUCUCACUAUUUGGAUAAACUUUGCAGGAUUGAACUGAAGUUUUGAGUGCCAAUAUUUUUAAAUAAUGUAAUUUCACCCUAAAACUACUGUCAGUGGCGAGAAAAAUUAUGUAAACCUUUUGGAAUUAGCUGGUUUUCUGCAUUAGUUGGUAAUAAAAUAUGAUCUCAUCUUCAUCAAAGUCACAAGUAUAGACAAACAACAAUGUACACAACACACAAACAAUUACAAUGCAAAGUUUUUGGUGGAAAGCAGUGGCUUCCUUCAUGGUGUCCUGCCAUGGACACAUGCCUGUUUAAUGGUUUCCGUAUAGUAGACUCAUGAACAGAGAUGUCAACCAGUUCCAGUGAGUCCUUCAAGUCUUUAGCCGUCACUGUAGUGUACUGAGCAUUCUGCGGUGUGCCCUUUGAGUCAUCUUGGCUGGACAGCAACUUCUAGGGAGAGGAGCCACAGCACUAAAUCGUCUCCAUUUAUGGACAGUUUGCUUAACUGUGGACAGAUGAAAAUGUAAGCUCUUCGAGAUAACUUUGUAACCCUUUAAAGCUUCAUGCACAGCAACAAUUCUUGAUCGUAGAUCUUCUGAGAUCACUUUUUUGAGAGGCAUGUUCCAUGUCAGCAGAUUCUUCUUGUGAAUAGCAAACUCAAAAUAUUUGAGUGCUUUUUAUUAGUCAAAGUAGCUUUAACCCACACCUCCAAUCUCGUUUCAUUAAUUGGAUGCCAGGUUUGCCAACUCCUGACUCUAAUUAGCUUUUGUUGACAUCAUUAGCAUUCACUUCAUUUUUACAUAAAUGCAGAUUCACAUACUUUUUCUUGCCACUUGCCGAAAAUAUAUUUUCAAGUUGCAAUGAUUCAUUUGCAGGAAAUUAUUUCAAUGUCCUUGCAAUUUAUAAAAAAAUAAAUCACUCGCAUCACUGUCAAGGUGAUGCGAGACGAGAAUGUUCUUUCGUAAGGGUUUAAAGGGGUCAUGACAUGAGAAACCAAAUUUGCCUUGAUCUUUUGGUAUAUAAGAGGUCUUUGUAUCAUUAAAACGUAAUGCAAGUUUAAUAUUUUAAGACGUCCUCCCCAUUCUAAAUGAAUCAUUUAUUUAAUCAAGCUCAAAAUACAGCUCGUUCUGGAUUCAUGGUUAGAAGUGACGUGUCAGUUAGAAGUGACGUACCAGCGUUUGCAUAUGACCGCCUCCAGCACAAGAUAACUACGCUUUAAGCGCAAGACAACUACGCU